Vitis vinifera (wine grape) is the source of this 2033-nucleotide messenger RNA. RefSeq lists its product as uncharacterized. The record is from RefSeq and is a predicted model, not a curated record. The coding region runs from base 311 to 1171 and encodes 286 amino acids. The transcript is spliced from 5 exons. NCBI's taxonomy places the organism in Eukaryota, Viridiplantae, Streptophyta, Magnoliopsida, Vitales, Vitaceae. Gene Ontology annotation, molecular function: RNA binding.
UUGCUUGACUGAAGUUGCUGUUUAGUGUUUAACCCUUACACAAAAGCAUCCAAUCUUCCCAUCUCCAAACGCUGCGUUUCGGUGGAUCUCUACCCCGAUCACUGUUUGCAGACAAGAAUUCAGUCAUCCCUUCUCCAAACGCUGCGUCUCGUUGAUCUCUGAGUUAAAGCAAAGAAGUGAGAGAGAUAACAUGGUAAUGGAAAUGUGGUUUUCUUUUAUUUUUACUCAGUUUCUUGGUAACCAAACAGAGGGUCGGAUUUCGCUUGAGUGGCCGGAUUGCACUUGAGUGGUUUAUGACUAGGAGAAGAUAAUGGAUAUGAAUGUUGACCAUUACAAUGUUUUGGGAUUACCAUCGGGUGAGGAAGGAGCCAAAUUAUCAGAGAAAGAGAUUUCAAAAGCCUACAGAGUGAAGGCUUUGGAGUUGCACCCAGAUAAGAGGCCAGAUGAUCCCCAAGCCCAUGCAAACUUCCAGAAGCUAAAAACCUCCUAUGAGAUUCUCAAGGAUGAAAAAGCAAGGAAGUUGUUUGACGACCUUCUACGAGUGAAACGUGAGCAGUUCCACCGACAAGCACAGUAUGAUGUUAAAAGGAGGAGGAUGGUUUCUGAUCUAGAGGAAAGAGAGCGGGCGGCUAAUGCUCCUGACCCAGCUUCUAAAGCCCGAGAAGAAGAGGAAAGAAUUACUAAGAAGCUAAAAGAAGAAAUUGCUAGAAUACGUGCAAUGCAUGCAAAUAAGGGAGCAUCAGGCUCAAGGAAAGAGGCACCAGGAACAAGAAAGGAGAGUGUAGCUGAUGGUGGAGGUGGUUUGAACAAGGAGAAAGUGCUAAAGGUCUCUUGGGAGAAGGGUGGGGAGGAUUACACUGCAGAGGGAUUGAGGGAGGUGUUUGCGAAGUUUGGUGAGGUUGAAGAUGUUGUUCUCAAGAGUUCCAGGAAGAAAGGUUCAGCACUUGUUGUGAUGGCCUCUAAAGAAGCAGCUGUGGCUGCUACUGGAAAUGUGUGUGGUCAUAUUUCAAAUCCAUUACUUGUGCUUCCACUUGAACCAGCUGUGGUUAUGGAGUUUCCCCCAAGGUCCAUGGAGCCUGAGCCCUCAAGUAAUCUGGUUGGAGCUGGAUAUCAAUCAUUUGAAGAAUCUGUUUUAAAGAAACUUCAAAAGGCUGCAGAAAAGCAGAAGUGACAUGCAAAAUAUAGCAAGAAGAGGUUUCCAAAUGCAUUAGGUAGCUCACAAUCUCUACCAAUUCUAACUACAGGUACUUCAUAAGUAGCAGUUUCCUUUCGACUAUGUUUGGUUCCCAGAAAAUGUGAGGGAAAACACAAGGGAAAAACGCAUAAAUUUCUUGUUAAUUUUAAUUAUAUUUUAUUUUCUUUGAUAUUUUGUACAAUACAACCAAAGAUGAGAAAAUUGUGUUCUUACCAUGUUUACUUUCUUUUCUUAGAACUUUCCAUGAACCAAACAUAACCUUCAUGUCCAUUACCCCCUUUAUAUUUUUGUCACCUUGUGUUUCACCUUUCUUGUUUCCUCAUUAUUUUCUAAUUGGUGAGCGCUAGCCUUGCACAUAAAGGCAGAAGGCUGGACAAGCAAACUCCGAUGAAGGGCAACAUAGUGUGCCCGUGUCAAGGGUGAUGAAUCCAGGCAAUGAAAUGAGCACGUGUUUCCCAUGUCACUGGGUUUGAGGGCUUGUGGGAUUUCAGUCCCUCCUAACCUGGAUUAUAUUUAUAAUAAUACUAUGCAUUGCUCUAAUGUAACUGGAUAUGGAUAUUGGGAAUGCAGGAGAGCAGCAGAGCCUGUAAUUGCUGAAGAAGAUGGCAUUGAGGACAAACCGUCUUAAUAUUUUCAACCAAGAACGCGUUGUCAUUGUCAUCCGCUCUUUAAAUUCUUCGUGUUGCAACUUUUCGACAGAAAGUCAGAUCUGUACCCUACGAAUUGAUAUUACUGAUGGGUCUCAUCGGUUUAGAGAUGAGACAUUUCAGGCGAUUUAAAUCUCAACAAUUUGAAAAUUUUCAUAUUUUAAGCAUCCAUUUUAUUUUUUCUUCCCCCA